AUGCCUCUAGUCCUCUUCACCGGUUUUCCUUCAACUGGUAAAUCUACUAAAGCUCGAGAACUAGUUGAGCUUCUACAGAAAAGAAUCCAAAAUGAUCCUUCUUUAGCUUCCAAGAAUUACAAAGUCAUUUUGCAUUCUGAUGAAUCGUUAGGUAUAAAGCAUUCUGAUUAUUCCACCUCGCAAGGUGAACGUAAAUUACGUUCAGAAAUCUUUUCUGCUGUGCGAAGAGACUUGUCUAAAUCUAAUGUGGUAGUCGUGGAUUCUCUCAACUAUAUCAAGGGAUUCCGUUACCAAUUACAUUGUGAGGUUAAAGGUUCAUCUACUACUUACUGCUUGAUCAAUACAAUGUGCCCCAUAGACAGCAUCCAUGAUUGGAACAAGAAUAGGAAAGACCCCUGGGAUGAAGACCUUUUAGAACAACUAAUCCAGAGAUACGAAGAGCCUAACGCUAACAACAGAUGGGAUUCACCUCUUUUCCCAAUUCUUUCCACACAGGAUAGUAUGGAAUCUUGGAUUGAUGAUAUUUGUAGUGCUCUUUUCCGCACUGCAGCUGGGAAAGGUAGUUCAGAUCACAGAGAUCCUCUCAGCAAGGCAUUACAAGCUCCAAACAAUGCAACAAUUUUAAAACCAGCUUCACAAUCAAAUUUCAUUCAAAUAUUAGAUUCUCAAACUGGUAAUGUAGUCAAAAAGAUUAUGGAUCAUGUAAGAUUAUUAAAUUCAUUGGGUGGUAGUUCAGGUGGUGAAAGAAUUAUUGUUUCAGAAGUUACUGAUAUCAACGAUGAAAAGUGUUGUUUCGUAGAUUUACCACCACAAAGUGUUACUCUACCACAUUUACAGCGUCUAAAACGUCAGUUCGUCAAUUUCAACAAACUAAGAGAUCUUGACCAAGAUCGUAUUGUACCUCUCUUCGCAGAGUACUUGAAUAAAAACUUAAACGAUUAA
This is a messenger RNA of Zygosaccharomyces rouxii, 942 nucleotides long. It is a transcript of the gene KTI12, whose product is annotated as Kti12p. The transcript has a single exon. The coding region runs from base 1 to 942 and encodes 313 amino acids. The record is from RefSeq and is a predicted model, not a curated record. Lineage: Eukaryota; Fungi; Ascomycota; Saccharomycetes; Saccharomycetales; Saccharomycetaceae.